Molecule: messenger RNA, 1334 nt
Organism: Brassica oleracea var. oleracea
Lineage: Eukaryota; Viridiplantae; Streptophyta; Magnoliopsida; Brassicales; Brassicaceae
Product: type IV inositol polyphosphate 5-phosphatase 9
Biological process (GO): phosphatidylinositol dephosphorylation
Molecular function (GO): phosphatidylinositol-4,5-bisphosphate 5-phosphatase activity; phosphatidylinositol-3,4,5-trisphosphate 5-phosphatase activity; inositol-polyphosphate 5-phosphatase activity
Source: RefSeq, a predicted model, not a curated record
UCCGUUGCUCCUCCAAUAAUCUCUCUCCUCUCUCACUUUCUCUUGCAAUGCUUGGAAGUUAUAAAGAAGUUAUGUGGCCAAGACUUGUGGCCAACAAGAUCCUAAGGAAAAGCGUUGGAAGCAACAACUUCGUUGCCGAUUUUCCACCAGAUGCUGAUGAGCAGCUUCUAGAAGCUCCUGGAUUAGUCGACGAACGACCUUCUUUCGAUUCUAAAUCAAUCUUCGUCAAUCAACACAAGACUACUAAUCUCAACUACAAGGUUCUCGUUAGCACAUGGAACGUUGGUGGAGUCGUGCCGGAGGAUGGAUUUGACAUGGAGGAUCUCUUGGAAACACAUAAAACCCCGUGUGAUAUAUACGUUCUUGGAUUUCAAGAAGUUGUGCCACUCAGAGCUUCGAAUGUUUUGGGAUCAGAUAACAACAAGGUCUCUGCGAAAUGGAACUCGUUGAUAAGAGAGACCUUGAACAAGAGCGUGGCCACUAGUGAUGAUAGGGACAAUAGAAUUAAUGGUGUUUCCCAAGAUUUUAAGUGUAUCAUAAGUAAACAGAUGGUCGGAAUCUUGAUCACCGUUUGGGUCCGAGGCGAUCUCAGGCCGUACAUCCGUGAUCCUAGCGUCUCCUGCGUUGGGUGUGGCGUUAUGGGUUGCUUAGGAAACAAGGGAUCAGUAUCGGUUAGAUUCCGGUUGCACGAGACGAGCUUCUGCUUCGUGUGCAGCCAUCUAGCCUCCGGUGGUCGCGACCGUGAUGGAAGGCAAAGAAACUCCGAUGUCAUAGAGAUUCUAUCGAGAUCGACUUUUCCUAGAGGCACAUAUCUAGAAGAUUUGCCGAAAAUACUUGACCACGACCGAGUUAUUUUUCUGGGAGAUUUGAAUUAUAGAAUAUCUCUACCUGAGGAGAAGACAAGAUUAUUGGUGGAACGAAAAGAGUGGAAGACUUUACUCGAAAAUGAUCAGCUAAGUAUGGAGAUCAUGAAUGGCCAAAUUUUCAGAGGUUGGCAAGAAGGAAAUGUCACAUUUGCUCCAACGUAUAAAUAUAUUCCAAAUUCAGAUUUAUAUUAUGGAUGCAUUGCAUACAAAAAAGACGAGAAGAAACGAGCUCCUGCAUGGUGUGAUCGAAUAAUAUGGUACGGAAAUGGAUUGAAGCAACAUGAAUAUACUAGGGGAGAAGUGAAGAUAUCUGAUCAUAGACCCGUCAAAGCAAUCUUUACCACAGAAGUUAAAGUGUUACGAUAUAGUAACAAAAUUCGUGAUCUCUUUUUCUCAGAGAGAUUUGAAGACAGAAUUGAUGGAUAUGAUCAGAUAGAUUCCAAAGACUACUCGUGGAUUUCUACCUAA